Messenger RNA from Brassica rapa (field mustard), 3756 nucleotides. Its product is annotated as ABC transporter G family member 24. Gene Ontology annotation, molecular function: ATP binding; ATP hydrolysis activity; ABC-type transporter activity. Gene Ontology annotation, cellular component: membrane. The record is from RefSeq and is a predicted model, not a curated record. Gene Ontology annotation, biological process: transmembrane transport. Lineage: Eukaryota; Viridiplantae; Streptophyta; Magnoliopsida; Brassicales; Brassicaceae.
UAACUCACAAAUAUCCUUUGUCCUAAUGAAUCAUUAAACCCCACUAUCUUCCUUCCUUCUUCUUCUCCUUCUUGUCCAGAGUCAAUGAUGGCAGAUUAACUCACAAAUAUCUCCAUAGCUUUUCUAACAUUACUAUAAAAGAACCAAUCAAAUUCAUUUUUUGAUUCCUCAGCUCUCCCAUUUCAUGAACUUCAUUGCCUUAUCAAGUUAUUGAAUUUCAAGAUGAGUGUAAACCGGCUGAAACAUGGAUCUAAUCUCAGAUUGGUGUUGUUAGUUCUUUGGUUGGUCUGUUAUGUCUGUUAUGGUCAGUUUGAGGACACAAAUGACUUCAACAAUCCAGCUGUUCUUCCCCUGGUCACACAGAUGGUUUACCGUAGUCUCUCCAAUAGCACUGCUGCACUUAAUCAAGAACUCGCCACUAGAGCCAAGUUUUGCGUCAAAGACCCGGAUGCUGAUUGGAACAAAGCUUUUAAUUUCUCCACCAAUUUAGACUUCCUCUCUUCUUGCAUUCAGAAAACCAAAGGUGAUAUUGGUAGGCGUAUGUGCACAGCAGCAGAGAUGAAGUUCUAUCUAAAUGCUUUCUUCUCUAAAACGAAUAACCCUGGGUACUUGCAACCAAAUGGGAACUGCAACUUGACAUCAUGGGUCUCUGGUUGUGAGCCUGGUUGGGCCUGCAGCGUUGAUCCAAACGAACAAGUUGAUCUGCAAAACUCUAAAGAAUUUCCAGAAAGAACAAGGAACUGUAUGUCUUGCUGUGAAGGCUUCUUCUGCCCCAGGGGACUCACUUGCAUGAUACCUUGCCCUCUUGGUGCUCAUUGCCCCUUAGCUACCCUUAACAAGACCACAAGCUUAUGCCAACCGUAUACUUAUCAACUACCACCAGGACAACCAAACCACACAUGUGGAGGUGCAAAUGUAUGGGCUGAUAUCAGAAGCAGCGGCGAGGUAUUCUGCUCCGCUGGAUCAUAUUGUCCAACCACCACUCGGAAAGUACCUUGUGAUAGUGGGCACUACUGUCGGAUGGGGUCUACAUCUGAGAAACCUUGCUUUAAGUUAACUUCUUGCAACCCCAACACUGCAAAUCAGAACAUGCAUGCACUUGGGGUUAUGGUUAUUUGUGGUGUGGUUACUAUUCUACUCAUUAUAUACAACUGUUCUGAUCAAAUCCUCACAACAAGGGAGAGGAGGCAGGCGAAGUCCAGGGAAGCAGCGGUGAAGAAAGCUAAGGCCAACCAGAGAUGGAAAGUUGCUAGAACUGCUGCUACGAAGCAUGUAACUGAGAUCCGUGCACAAAUAACUCGAACGUUCUCUGGUAAAAAGCCCAAUAACGAUGGAGAAACUCACAAGAUGUUGGCUCGUGGGUACUCUUCUGAGGUGGAAGACUUGCCCAAAUAUUCUUCAAGUCAUGCUAGUUCAUCUGCUGUGCAACCUACCUUUGAGAUUGAGGAUGAUGCAACUGCAGGAAGUAUAGAAAGACCAAGUGCCACUACAACAGGUGGAAAGAGAGGUAAAGGACACAGAAUCAAGAAAUCACAGAGUCAAAUCUUGAGGUACGCUUAUAAUCAGAUCGAGAAGGAGAAAGCCAGGGAGGUAGAGAAUAGAAACCUUACCUUUUCAGGAAUAGUUAACAUGGCUACUUACUCUGAGAUGAAGAAGAGGACUCUCAUGGAGCUUUCUUUCAAAGACUUAACACUUACUUUGAAGUCCAACGGUAAGCAUCUGUUGAGAUGUGUGACGGGAAGCAUGAAACCAGGUCGGAUCACAGCUGUGAUGGGUCCAUCAGGAGCAGGAAAGACAAGUCUUCUUUCUGCUUUAGCUGGUAAAGCCGUUGGAUGUAAGUUAAGCGGUUCGAUUCUUAUAAACGGGAAGGAGUUAUCAAUCCACUCAUAUAAGAAGAUUAUUGGUUUUGUGCCGCAAGAUGACGUUGUCCAUGGAAACUUGACUGUUGAGGAGAACAUUUGGUUCCAUGCUAAUUGCAGAUUACCAGCAGGACAAUCAAAAGCUGAUAAAGUUCUUGUGGUUGAGAGAGUCAUUGACUCUUUGGGGCUACAAGCUGUGAGAAGUUCACUAGUUGGUACGGUAGAGAAGAGGGGAAUCUCAGGAGGGCAGAGGAAACGAGUGAAUGUUGGUUUGGAAAUGGCAAUGGAGCCUUCUAUUUUGUUCUUGGAUGAACCUACUUCUGGCUUGGACAGUGCCUCAUCACAGCUUCUUCUUAAAGCACUUAAGCAUGAGGCCCUUGAGGGUGUCAAUAUCUGCAUGGUUGUUCACCAGCCAAGUUAUUCUCUGUUCCAAACGUUCAAUGAUCUAGUACUUCUAGCGAAAGGUGGCCUUACCGUUUACCACGGACCAGUCAAGGACGUGGAGACAUACUUCUCCGGUCUUGGAAUCAUUGUACCAGAACGUAUCAACCCUCCUGACUACUACAUAGACGUUCUGGAAGGGAUUGUAACCAACCUGAACUCUGAUGUCAGCUACAAGGAGCUUCCUCAAAGAUGGAUGCUUCACAAAGGGUACUCAGUUCCAUUAGAUAUGCGGAACAACAACAGUGCUGCCGCAGGACUUGAAAUGAAUCCAGACGUUAGAGAUAGUACUAUUAAUAAAGAACAGACAUUUGUCAGAGAGCUGUGGGGUGAUGUGAAGAGUAACUUCAGGUUGCGCCGCGAUAAAAUAAGACAUAACUUCUUGAAGACGAGAGAUUUGUCCUACAGAACAACCCCUUCUAUGUGGCUGCAAUACAAGUACUUCCUUGGAAGGAUAGCUAAGCAGAGAAUGAGAGAAGCUAAGUUACAAGCCACAGACUACUUGAUCUUAUUGCUAGCUGGAGCUUGUUUAGGAUCCUUGAUCAAAGCAAGUGAUGAGAGCUUUGGAGCACCUGGUUAUACCUACACUAUCAUAGCCGUUUCUCUUCUGUGCAAAAUAGCAGCAUUGAGAUCAUUCUCACUAGACAAGUUACAUUACUGGAGAGAAAGUGCUUCAGGGAUGAGUAGCUUGGCUUGUUUCCUUGCCAAAGAUACAAUGGACUGUUUCAACACACUUGUCAAGCCAUUGGUUUAUCUCUCCAUGUUCUACUUCUUUACUAACCCGAGGUCCACGUUUUUCGAUAACUAUAUAGUCUUGGUAUGCCUGGUGUAUUGUGUGACUGGUAUAGCAUAUGCGUUGGCUAUCUUCCUCCAACCAGGCUCUGCUCAGCUGUUUUCUGUACUUCUUCCAGUGGUUUUAACACUUGUUGCAACUCAACCUAAGGAUAGUGAAGCUAUGAAGAUCAUAGCUGAUUUGUGUUAUCCAAAGUGGGCUUUGCAAGCCUUUGUUAUUGGAAAUGCUCAAAAGUACUAUGGAGUAUGGAUGAUCACACGAUGUGGAUCACUAAUGAAGAGUGGAUACGACAUUAAUGAAUGGAAUCUGUGUAUAAUGAUAUUGAUUCUCAUUGGUGGGGUCACUCGUAUGAUUGCCUUUGUGGGGAUGAUUAUACUUCAAAAGAGGUGAAAGACAAAAGGUUUUGUUUUCAUUACGGUUUUAGUUCUCGCAGGGCUAUGAAGCUUGGAGGUAGGAGGAGAGAAGAGUUUCAUGGUUCUGCGAGUUUUUGGUUAUAUUCAACCAAGAAGACUAUAGUGUUGUGUUCGUCUUAGUUCAUUGUCUUGUUAGAAGGGUUUGUUACAGGUCUUUUGUGAUAUUAAUUUGUUGGUGUUUAAUUAGCUGAUAUAUAAGCUCUUUUAAAUGCUUGACUUGUUUCUUAGCUGGGAACAAGCUUUCUUUCUU